AGAGAGCACGCUGCAACAAUUGGAUUCAGAAAUGCGUAAAUCUCACCCACGAAUUCACUAUUCACCAAAAAAGUGAAACGGAAGAAGAGGAGAAAAUCCCCCCAGCAGAUGUUUUUAUUAUUAUUUUUAUUUCUUGUGCGUUUCCGGACGAGCUGCAGAGCGGCUUCCGCAAACUGCUCUCACUGAGCGCAGAGAAGCCGAAGUGAGCGUGUGAACGCACACAUCGUGACAACACCAGCACCGUCUCCCUCUCCUGAUUGUGUAAUAUAGAUUUUUUUUCUCUUCCUUCCUCCUCUCUUCCUGCAAAAGCGACCAAACCCGCAUCCAUCCGUGAGCGCAAAGGAAGAGGAGAGGAAGAAGAGGAGGAGGAACGAGAGGAAGAGGAGGGGGAGCAUUGCAACGUUCAUCCGAGCUCCUUUUUUCUUUUUUCUUCUUCUUCUUCCCAAUACAUGGCGCAAGGGCUACUACACAAGCGGGACUGUCCUGGGUGUGAUCCCGCCGCGGUGAAUUUGGAUACGGGAGCAGCGGCGGCUUCAUCAGCAGCAGCAGCAGCAGCAUCUUCCUCCUCCUCCUCCUCCAUCGGCGCCCACUCUGACUCCCCGUCCUCCUGGCUCUUCUGUCGGCUUUAUGUCGAGUGAUGGUCGGCUUGCCUUGCCGGAUGCGCCCCGCUCUCUCCGGAUCGUCGACGGCCGAGCCUCCUCUGACCGCAGACCCCCAUUUUCGGCGGAAACCUGCCCAGAGCUCUAAGGCUCCAUAUGGAAACUGGAGACCAAAAUUUUAGAAAAAAGGAAAAUCUGAGCGGUUAAUUAUUAUUUAUUUAUUUAUAAUUUUUUUAUUAUUUCCCCCCUCCCUCCCUCCAUUCUUAUUAUUUCUGGUAUUUUCUGUUUUCCUGGCCUGCCGAUGAAUUAAUUCAUCAUUGAUUUCCUCAUUUCCACCGUGUUGAUUUGAGAGAUUUUUCCUGGGAAGAGGACUUGAAUUCUUUACUCUCUUCUGUUAAAACGAGAGAAAUGCCUUCCGUCAUUCAUUUAUGACCCUUAACCGACUAACAAACCCUCUAGAAUAUAAUAAUUAUUAGUAAUAUUAGCUAACAGUGAAGUGAUAUUAAACUGUAAGCUGAUCUCAUGUAGGUCCAGCUCCAGCCUUUGGGUUUGUUUUGAGCCUCCUCAGGCUUUAACUCAUCUCUGUAACUCCGUGUUUUUAUCCACAUUUGCAGCUUUUCUCGCUGCAAGUGGGGGCUACCUCUGCAGCUACAGGCCGUGUCAUUUUCCGCUUCCUAUUGGAGGAAAAAGUGAAACUCACCGCAGAGGAAGAGACAUUCCUGCCUCUUCCUCUCCAUAAACUCUAAAUUUGGUCGUUUAUUUUUUUCUCUUUUGGAGGUCCUCACCCAACGCAACCAUAAGGUUCCUACCGCAUCCUCCUCCUCCUUCCUCCCUCUCCUUCCGCUCGAGUCUAGCCCGUUUUUUCGGCUUGGUUUGGUCCCGCAAAUUUUCAAAUAUUUACUUCCUGUACAUCAAGAGGAAAGGGGGUCCCCCUUUCAUGGAAUGCGGAAACAUGGGUCUGUUCGACCGCGGAGUCCAGAUGCUGCUGACCACGGUGGGCGCCUUCGCGGCCUUCAGCCUCAUGACCAUCGCGGUCGGCACGGACUACUGGCUGUACUCCCGCGGCGUCUGCAGGACCAAGUCGAUGAGCGAGAACGAGACGAGCAAGAAGAACGAGGAGGUGAUGACCCACUCGGGCCUGUGGAGGACCUGCUGCCUGGAAGGAAACUUCAAAGGAAUGUGUAAACAGAUAGACCACUUUCCCGAGGAAACGGAUUACGAAGCGGAUCCAUCAGAGUACUUCUUACGUGAGUACCAGACGUUCCUCCACCUGCGUCCUGCUCCAUGUUGCUCCUCUGCUCAGACGGCGCCUGAUGCCAGCAGUGCCGGCCGGACCGGGCCGAGCCAAAAGCAGCUCGUCUGUUCCUCUGCUCAGCUGUGUGUAACAUAACGUGCAGUGUUACCGUCAGCUGUGCGCCCUGUAAACACAGCACAUCGAUUUCUGCUCCCAUCCCCUUUGUGCAAGCAAGACAGAGAUGCUUGUCGGAGUCAUUUGAUUACAAAUCCUAAACAUCACAGCAGCUCAGGAAGAGCUACACACUGAAAACACAACAUCUUACCCAGUGUUUUAAUGUAGUUUAUACUCAAAAUAUCUGACUACAUUUGAAAUAAGACAAAACUCAC
Molecule: messenger RNA, 2222 nt
Organism: Poecilia latipinna (sailfin molly)
Lineage: Eukaryota; Metazoa; Chordata; Actinopteri; Cyprinodontiformes; Poeciliidae
Product: voltage-dependent calcium channel gamma-2 subunit-like
Exons: 2
Coding region: 1537-1989 (150 amino acids)
Biological process (GO): neurotransmitter receptor transport, postsynaptic endosome to lysosome; neurotransmitter receptor internalization; regulation of AMPA receptor activity
Cellular component (GO): postsynaptic density membrane; AMPA glutamate receptor complex
Molecular function (GO): channel regulator activity; voltage-gated calcium channel activity
Source: RefSeq, a predicted model, not a curated record